CCUGCAUGCGGAGAGGAAACUGCUGCCCCCUCUGGGAUUUGGCAUCAUAAUUAUAUAGGAAGCAGAGCAGUCUGCUGUCUGUUGGAGCUGGGGAGGCUGCAGGCUGGGCACACAUGUCCGCUAAUGUGCAGAGAACGACUGGUCGUAACAUGGACGAGGUUCUGUCAUUCUGACAUUGUUGGGAAGAAUACAAAGAGGAAGCAGCAAUGUCGGAGAAGAAGCCACGAGCCUCAGACACACGUCCCAAAUGUGGCCUCCGCAGCUGGAGCGCAGACAGUUAUAUCUGGAGGGGAAAGAAACGCUCCCGGAGCUCUCGGAGCGGCGGGUUGAGUCCAGGAGGGCUCGAGGCGGAGGGGACAGAGGAGCUGGGUGUACGGUCAACAUCCUGUCCAAGGCGGCGGAGAGAGAGAAAGUGUAGCUGCAGCACUCUUGGGGAUGCUUUGACGUCUGCAGACAUUGAUGUGGUGUGUCGGAAGGCCUUGAGCCGGCGCUCUUUACGGCAGAAGUUCCAGGAUGCUGUGGGCCAGUGUUUUCCUCUGCGCUCUCAUCAUCACCAUCAUCAUCAUCAUCAUCAUCACCACCAUCCACCAGGCUCCUCACGACCCUUCUCUGUGCUCUUCUGGUCCAAACGCAAGAUCCAUGUCUCGGAGCUCAUGCAGGACAAGUGUCCCUUCUCACCAAAAUCUGAACUGGCCCGAUGCUGGCACCUUAUAAAAAAUCAUGCCACUCACCCAAAUUCUCUCAAGGAGAUGGAGGCUCCCCUGAAACCCAACGUCUCAUCAUCCUCUACCUCACCCCCACAGACACCUCUCUCCUGGGACGACAUCUGCUGCUCCCCAGGGCCUGGAAGCACCAGUCUGGAGGACUGGGACCCUUCUUGUCCUAAUGGGGGAGCAGAGGGCAGCUGCGGCGACACUGACUACAUCUUGGUCCCAGAUCUUCUCCAGAUCAACAACAGCCCCUCUUACUGGGGUGUGUUGAACCGCUUUGAGGCUGAGGAGCUCCUGGAGGGCCAACCAGAGGGAACAUUCCUGCUCCGAGACUCUGCCCAGGAUGAGUUCCUCUUCUCAGUCAGCUUCCGCCGCUACAGCCGCUCCCUGCAUGCUCGCAUUGAGCAGAACGGCAAGCGCUUCAGCUUUGACGUGCAUGACCCGUGUAUGUACAGGGAUCCCAGCGUGACAGGACUGCUGAGACACUACAGUGACCCGGCCACCUGCCUCUUCUUUGAGCCGCUGCUUUCCCGACCGCUGCUAAGGACCUUUCCUUUCUCCCUCCAGCACCUGUGCAGGGCUGCGAUAUGUGGCAGCACCACAUACCAGGGCAUAAACACCCUCCCACUGCCACCACAGCUCAGGGACUACCUCAGGCAGUACCACAUUAAAUGUGAGGGGGCCUGCGCUGUGUGAUGGAAAGAACACGCAUCAUCAUACCAUGGGAGGCAAAGAUUGAACAAGGCAAAGGCAACUUCUUUUGGCCAAUAAGCAAAAAUAUUGCCAUUAAAUUCCAAUGAGCUUUGCUGUUGCUAACCUUUUACGCCUAAAUGGUGCAGAACUGGAGCCUUAAAGAUGUUUCCACUGCAUCAAGAGAUAGAACAACCAAACCUGGAAAGGUUCAUUGGCCUUCUGUCUGUCACAUGGGUACUAAGGGAUACUUUGAACCUCCUAUUUAGGUUUUCCUCUCUUGGCCAUAUUGACAUUAACUGGAGCCAAGGUCACACUAUGAGACACCUGUAAUAAAUCUGCCUUAAUGGAGUGGAAAAGCCAAGACAUUAAACUUUAACCGUCACAUUCUGUGGAAUAUUGACUCUUGGAGUUGGAGCACUUUCCAUUUGACAUCAACUCAAUCAGAGUUGUCUAGUAUGGCAUAUGGUAACUCUAGCGGCCACUAGAGGAACUGCACCUUUCACGGCACCUGGCUGAGGCCAAAUAACAUUCAUGUGAUGCUUUGCUAUUGCACCGUCCUGCACACAACCAAUACUACUGAGGGUUAGAGGAACAGAGACUCCAACUGCAUCUACUAAUAUGCAAUAUAUCAUAAAUUCAUAUGUCGUAGUCUAUCAUAUCCACUCAUCCAUUCAAUAGCAUUACCCAUUAAUCCUUAAGAUAUCUGUCUCUCAUGUGGAACUCAUCCAACUGUGCUGCCUUCUUCUCUGCAUCCACACGAUGGCAGCAUAAGUGCACUGAUGAGAGGUUUGGUCACUUCUUUCUUUUUCACUCUACAGCUGCGUCUUUGUCCAUCAUGGCUGAUAAUUCCUCUGUAAACUGGCAUUUUAACAUCAGUUGUGCCUCUACAGUAUUAUCAUUGGAAAAACUGUGGAAUAGAGAACAGUUCACUAUAAGCACUAUAUCCUAAAACCACCUGAAUCACUGUGAUGCCCUCUUGUCUCCAUGCAUAUAUUGUAUUCACCCCACUGAUGCAAAAAACAAUAAAUGUCAUUUA
Messenger RNA from Paralichthys olivaceus (Japanese flounder), 2439 nucleotides. RefSeq names its product suppressor of cytokine signaling 4 (gene socs4). Lineage: Eukaryota; Metazoa; Chordata; Actinopteri; Pleuronectiformes; Paralichthyidae. Gene Ontology annotation, biological process: phosphatidylinositol phosphate biosynthetic process; intracellular signal transduction. Gene Ontology annotation, molecular function: 1-phosphatidylinositol-3-kinase regulator activity. The record is from RefSeq and is a predicted model, not a curated record. Gene Ontology annotation, cellular component: phosphatidylinositol 3-kinase complex.